GAGGGGUUGGGUUGCUUACAGAGCUGGCUUGUCGGACACCACUCUUGGCCUGAAAUGUCUGUUUAGAACAGACUGGUUUGCUGAAUUAUCCAGUCCCUGUCCUCAUGGACUUGUGUGAGAUCAGAGGAGGCAGACUGGAUGUGAUUGCAGAGGAAGCUGAGCACCAGGAGUUAAGCAGAGCCACCAUGGCAGACAGAGGAGGGAGGGCGACCCAAGGAGUUUCCACCUUCCAGAGGUUUUCUGUUGACACCAACGAGUCCCUUCAUUUUGAGCCCUGUGAGGACAGCCUCCCAUCUCUCACUGGGGCAGAAGAUGGACUUGAUGAUGACAAUGUGUUCAAAGAGGGAGAAACUGAGGGUGAGAUGGUCACCAUAAGGGAUAAGUUGCAAGGGAAGGUUGCUGAGAUGGAAAACUUUGCAAGUCAUCUGGAGGAAAUCUUUCUCACUGUGGAGGAGAAUUUUGGCCGUCAGGAGCAGCACCUGGAGCAGCACUACAACGAUGUGCUACAGACGUUGUCUCAGCGAUAUGACGAGAGGGCGGCUGGACUGGAGGAGGAGAAGAAGGGCAAGCUGGAGGGCCUGUACAAGCAGCUGCUGGUUUGUGGUCAGGCGAUGGACGCCUCCAAGGAGCUCAUUGAGUCGGCCCAGGAGGUCUACCGCAGCCAAGACAAGAGGCUGUUCCUCAAGGCAGUUAUGCCCACCAUUAAAAGAAUCGAGGAGUUUGCAAAAGAGGAUGUUGACCUCACGUUGACUACACGUCUGGAGUUCAACACACCACUCGCUGACAUGUCGGAUGUCAAAACCAUGAUGGACUCCAUCAAUGUUGUUCCAGCUCCAUCUGCCCCGGUAAUCAACCCUCAGAUGCCCAACUCUGGCACCCAGACGUCCCUGCGUGUGUGCUGGAGCUUGUUCUCCGACGACACGGUGGAGUACUACGAGCUUUACUACAGACCAGUGCUGGAGGACACGCCGGCAGACAGCACCUGUGCACCACAUGUGAGCAAUGUGAAAGUGAAGGAGACCCACUGCACUGUGACAGACCUGCUGCCCAACGCUCAGUAUGAACUCUGGGUGACUGCUACCAACACCACAGGCAUCAGCCCGGCGAGCGAGAAGGCCUUAUACAUGACAGUGCCGUCGCCUCCAGUGAUCAAGCAGAGGGAGUGUACUAGCUGCCCAGAGGCUGCUCUGAUCCGCUGGGAGUCCGGGAACACCAACCCUGUGGACUCCUACACUGUGGAGCUCAGUGAGAUGGGUACUAAUGGCACAGAGAGCGGCAUUACUGAGUCUGUAGUAGCCGUGCCCACCUGUCAGUGUCUGAUCCAGCUGCAGACAGGACGCCGUUACCUCAUCUCUGUGAGAGCAGUCAACAUCGGCGGGCCCAGCGACCGGAGUGAAGUUAUUACUGUCUCCACAACAGGAACAUUAUUCCACCUCCUGGAGGACACUGCCCAUCCUUGCCUGUCCAUCUCUGAAGACGGCUUCACCAUCUUUUAUGGAGACGAGGAGCUGCCAAUCAGCGCUAUGGGCUUAGAUAAUAACAACACCUUUACCAGAUGUGUAGCUGUCCUGGGGGAUCUGAUCCCAGUGCGAGGCCGGCACUACUGGGAAGUUGAGGUGGACGAUGGGACGGAAUUUAGGAUCGGAGUUGCAUCCGAGGACACGGAGAGGAACACGUACCUCGGAGCCAACAACACCUCCUGGUGUAUGAGACACAUUCUCACUCCAACCAGACAUAAAUAUGAGUUUCUGCACAACGGUUUGAGUCCUGACCUGAGGAUUACAGUGAACCCAGUGCGGAUAGGAGUGGCUCUGGACUACGAGAGGGGCACUCUGUCCUUUUUUAAUGUGGAUCUGGAACAACACCUACACACCUUCCACUGUCACCUCCGAAAUGAUGUCCACCCCUGCUUUGGCCUGGACAACCCAGGAUUUCUUAUUGUACACAACGGUAUAGAAGCUCCUGAGUACGCGUUCAUCUGACACCAACAGUCCGUAUUAACAUGGAAUAAAACCCAGGGCUGGAAGUAA
Messenger RNA from Sebastes umbrosus (honeycomb rockfish), 2030 nucleotides. RefSeq names its product fibronectin type III and SPRY domain-containing protein 2. Gene Ontology annotation, molecular function: protein binding. Bases 105 to 1982 code for a protein of 625 amino acids. Lineage: Eukaryota; Metazoa; Chordata; Actinopteri; Perciformes; Sebastidae. The transcript is spliced from 13 exons. The record is from RefSeq and is a predicted model, not a curated record.